AGGGUCAGUGAUGAGUGAAUGCUAACGGUGUGUGAGGCGGAGCGUGCAGAAGAGGAGCGCGUCAUGUGACGUCGAGUCAAGAAGUGACCUCGCAGCCUCGCGCGCGUGGAGAAGAGAGAGCCGAGCCGAGCCAGGCCGAGCCAGGCCAGGCCAGGCGCGGGGUGGUCACGUGACGGUGGUGGGCGGUGCCGCCGCUGCUGCUGCUGCUUUUGCUUUGUGAGCAUAUUGGGCAGAUUUCCUAUUUUGUACAUACAUUGUUUUGUAUAUACUGUAUAUGAUGACUUCGGUGAGCAGUGAACGUACCCAGGGCACUCGGGACAAAAUGCAAAUUUCAACCACACAGCCAACACAACCACAGAAACAAGUAGUACAGGCAACAGCAGAACAGAUUCGCCUUGCUCAGAUGAUCUAUGAUAAGAAUGAUACAGAUUUUGAAGAUAAAGUGAAACAACUUAUGGAAGUGACGGGGAAAACCCAGGAUGAGUGCAUAGUGGCACUACAUGAUUGUAAUGAGGACAUGAACAGAGCAAUUAACAUAUUGCUGGAAGGAAUUUCAGACACGACUUCUUGGGAGACUGUAGGGGGAAAGAAGAAAAACCUUGGAAAGGAAGGUUUGGAAAACAAAGAGAACAGAGAGAAACGAGGGGACAGAGAAAUGAGCCGCGGAUGGGGAAGUUCCAACAGGCGGGGAAGAGGAGGCAGCCGUGGCCGAGAGUUUAGAGCUGAAGAGAAUGGAGUGGGCAACAAUCAAGGAGAUAGACCUUCAGACCGUGGGAAACUUGGCCAUGUGAGAGGGUUUGGACGUGGCAGAGGGAGAGGAGCAGGGAGGUUUUCAGCCCAAGGCAUGGGGACAUUUAACCCUGCAGACUAUAUGGACUCUUCUGCCACUGAUGGCUUUGGGACAAAAUCAGAUAUUUGGGAGACUGGUCAGAAUGAUGCAGAUGAUGGAACUGGUAAGAUGCUUCAAGAAGUGGAAGGAUUGAAAUGAAGACCUGUAGUAAAAUUGCAGUUAAAAUAACCAUUCUGUUAGUGUUCAGUUAACUUCUGAAAAUGUGAAUGCAUUUCACGUGACACAGAUAUUAGAUCAUUUUUAUAGCUUAAUUGCUACUAAUGUGCAGAGCACAUGCUGUAACCUGUGUGACUCUUAUUAAAAUGAAGGGAUGGCAAUUUUCAACUUUUUUGUUAUAGUACCAACAAACCCUUGAGAGACAAAGGCAUUUGAAGAGUUGUUGGAUGAGCCUUGUAUGUGAAGAACUGUGUUAAAGGAGAAGCCACUGCCAGAGUAUUCUCACACCAUUUAAGGAAUCACACACACACACCACCUGAGAAUUUAACUGCUUAGACCAGAGUCCCUUUGCAGUGGGUGGCUCCAGUGAGCUGAUGAGUUCCCCUUUUGACUCCUUGCUCACACACACACUUGCUCUUAGGCACACUUCCUCCUCCUUCAGACUUGACCCUAGGUUUCCCACAGAAGAGUCUCAGAUGUCUGAUUUUAUAAAAAUAAAUAAUUUAGGAGUGGUACAGCAGCAGGUCAACUUGACCUGGGUGCUUCUGGAGAGGGACCCCAAACAAAGAAAUCCCUGGGCUUUUUAUGCCCUCACAAUCUAUGCAGCCAUUCUUCACACACCUUGCAUGCACCUCUUGGUCCAAUGGUGAUUUUUGGUCUGGGAUCUUCUAACCUCUUACUGGAUUCUUUCUCUGUGUCCAUGCAGACAGACCAUUAACUGUUCUUAUCUUGUCAAGUUGCAGCUUCUGCUGAUGACUGUAACCUCCUUAUCUUCUGGUUUAUACUUCUUGUGCACUAGCUCAGUCGACAGAGCAUGGGAAACUGAAAAGUUUUGGAUUUAGAGUAAGCAUUAUGUAGCAAUAACUAAAACAUCACUGUGUUAUCAACACUAUUCUUGUACUAAAACCAAAACACGGCACUGUAACAGCUACUAAGAAGAAAAUUAACUAUUCCAUUUGAAAUCAUAUCUAGGUGAAAGUGAAUUUUUUUGCAUGUCACAUUAACAUAUAUUCUAUUUACUUGAAAUCCAGUGUCCAAUCAUACACAAUAACUAGAAUUAAAUGUUAAACAACAGUAGCAUUGGGACAAUGAACUUUCAUCUUGCUGAGGAUCUUAAACUCUAUCAAAGUUAGAUUUUGAGGUGUAUCUGAUUUGCAAAAAAAAAAAAAUAGCUUUCAUUGGGUUUUCCAAGGGUUUGGUCAACCAUUAGAUAAAAAUCUAUGUCAAGUAACUCCCCUUUAGUCUUGUUAACUUUAUACCACAAUGGGUCAUCCAUUGAUUUUAUACUUAGCCAUGUAGUUGUGGUCCUCUGGGUUAACAGCACCAAGAGUAAUGGGAUGUCUCACUUCAUCUCUUUGGUGUAUAGAUUCUUUACAAAGUAGUAUUUGUUAGCUGGUUGGUUAUUCAUAACUUGUUUGACAUGAGAAUGGUAUAUCCAGUUUUCCUUUCCUGAAAUUUUAACAGCAAAAUUAGAACACAAUAAGGCAGUAUAUGGCCUCUCCCAUUUGGAUACUAAUUUGGAUUUUUGUGAAAAUACCUUAAUUAACAUUUCCAUCUCCGGGUUAUAUAUAUGGUACCUGCAUUUCAGGUGGUGUGGACUGACACGAUUCCUUUUUUUCUUCAACCCCCUUUUCCAUAUAUGUUAGACACUCUGCCUAGUACUUCAGAACUUUUGACAAAAUGAAAAUGUCACUGACCAGUUGGAGUGCAUCGAGCUCCGCCUAGGAAUGGAUGAAGAGAUGAUGGAGAGUUUAUGGGUCAGGAUUAAAGGGAGAGGAUGGACAGGUGCCAUUAUAGUGGGGGUCUGCUACAGGCUGCCCAACCAAGAAGACCAAGCCGAUGAGGCCCUUUACAGACAGAUAGGAGCAGCCUCACAUUCACAAGCUCUGGUCCUCAUGAAGGGAGGAUGACUUCAACCACCCCAAUAUCUGCUGGAGGGGGACACCACAGAAGGGCAUAAGCAAUACAGGAAUUUACUGGAAUGCACUGAUGACAACUUCCUUCUCCAAGUGAUAGAGGAGCCAAUGAGGAGAGGUGCUAUGCUGGACCUUGUUCUCACCAACAAGGAGGGGUUGGUGGGGAAUGUGAAAUUCAAGAGCAGCCUGGGCUGCAGUGACCAUGGAAUGGUGGAGUUCAAGAUCCUUAGGGCAGUGAGGUGGGUGCACAGCAAGUUCACUACCCUGGACUUCAGGAGAUCAGACUUUGGCCUCUUCAGGGAUCUACUUGGUAGUGUCAUAGGAUAAAGCCCUGGAAGGAAGAGGGGCCUAAGAGAGCUGUUUGAUGUUCAAGGAUUGUCUCUUCCAAGUUCAGGAGCAAUGCAUCCCUACAGAGAGGAAGUCCGGCAAAAAUACCAGGAGGCCUGCGUGGAUGAACAAGGAGUUCCUGGACAAACAUAAACACCAAAGAGAAGGCUACAGAGAAUGGAAGUAGAGACAGGUAGCUUGGGAGGAAUAUAGAGAGAUUGUCCAAGCAGCCAAGGAUCAGGUUAGGAAAGCUAAAGUUUUGAUACAACUAAACCUGCCAGGGAUGUCAAGGGGAACAAGAAAAGCUUCUAUAGGUAAGUUGGGGAUAAAAGGAAUGCUAGGGAAAAUGUGGUCCCUCUCUAGAAGGAAAGGGGAAACCUGGUUAUCCGGUACAUGGAGAAGGCUCAACGACUUUUUUGCUUCAGUCUUCACCAGCAAGUGUUCCAGCCACACCGACCAAGUUGCAGAAGGCAAAGGUAGGGACUGGAAAAAUGAGGAACUGCCUGCUCGAGAAGAUCAGGUUGGAGACCAUUUAAGGAACCUGUAGGUGCACAAGUUUAUGUGCACUGGAAAAGGGGAAAUAUAACUCCCAUUUUUAAAAGGGGAAAUAAGGAAGAUCCGGGAACCUACAGACCGGUCAGUCUCACCUCUGUUCCUGGCAAGACCAUGGAGCAGAUCCUCCUGGAAACUAUGCUAAGGCACAAGGAAAAUAAAGAGGUGAUGGGUGACAGCCAACAUGGUUUCGCUAAGGGCAAAUCAUGCCUGACAAAUUUGGUUGACAGGAUUUACAGAUGUGGUGGAUGAGGAAAGAGCGACUGACGUCAC
Molecule: messenger RNA, 4074 nt
Organism: Myiozetetes cayanensis
Lineage: Eukaryota; Metazoa; Chordata; Aves; Passeriformes; Tyrannidae
Product: ubiquitin-associated protein 2-like
Exons: 8
Coding region: 275-988 (237 amino acids)
Cellular component (GO): nucleus; cytoplasm
Molecular function (GO): protein binding
Source: RefSeq, a predicted model, not a curated record